UGGUCAUUUUCCAAACUCCUUUUGAUGCAAGAAAGAUAUUUUAUAUCUUUACCUCUCCCUACUACCCACCUCUCAAACCCCUCUUCUUCCUCGAAGCAGAGAGGAUCCCGUGACCUUCAUGGGACCCUAGUACCCAACUACCCACUUGCAAUAGCGCAGUUGUCUUCUACUUUUCCAGACUUACAUCUUCCUUGUUGGUUGCUUUUCAAUCUUGCCUUUCGAUUUUGUCUUCCUGUUCUGACUUUUGGGAAUCAAGGAUUCUACUUUCCCCUCAGAGGCCGUUAUCAGUUGGAGGUUUCUUUCUAGGUGCUUGAGUUGGGUAGCGGAGUCUUAUUAGUCCCUCAUGGCCAGGGAAAAAUUGCAAGUGCUUAAUGCACUUGAUAUAGCGAAGACACAAUGGUACCACUUCACAGCAAUCGUGAUUGCUGGCAUGGGUUUCUUUACCGAUGCUUACGAUCUCUUCUGCAUCUCAUUGGUCACCAAAUUACUUGGCCGGAUAUAUUACACCGACACCAAUUCCUCAAAGCCAGGAACAUUACCCCCUAAUGUAGCAGCUGCUGUCAAUGGUGUUGCGUUCUGUGGCACACUUGCUGGCCAGCUCUUCUUUGGCUGGUUGGGUGACAAGAUGGGUCGCAAGCGUGUCUAUGGUAUGACCCUCAUGCUCAUGGUCAUCUGCUCUAUUGCUUCAGGUCUAUCCUUUGGCCAUACUGCAACUGGUGUCAUAGCCACACUCUGUUUCUUCAGAUUCUGGCUUGGUUUUGGCAUUGGUGGUGAUUACCCACUCUCUGCAACUAUUAUGUCUGAGUAUGCCAACAAGAAAACUCGUGGUGCAUUCAUUGCUGCUGUGUUUGCAAUGCAAGGAUUUGGAAUUCUAGCUGGUGGGAUGGUUGCAAUUAUUGUAUCAGCUUCUUUCAAGGCCGGGUACCCUGCCCCAUCUUACGAACAAGACCAUGUUACCUCAACAGUUCCUCAGGCUGACUUUGUGUGGAGAAUUAUUUUGAUGUUUGGUGCAUUACCAGCUCUGCUUACUUACUACUGGCGUAUGAAAAUGCCUGAGACUGCUCGUUACACUGCUCUUGUUGCUAAGAACGCUAAACAAGCUGCAUCAGACAUGGCAAGGGUUCUGCAGGUAGAAAUUGAAGCUGAACAGGAGAAGAUUGAAGAUUUGGCAGAGAGGGAUAGCUCUUUUGGUUUGUUCUCUAAGGAGUUUCUGCGUCGCCAUGGGUUUCACUUGCUUGGAACCACUACCACAUGGUUCUUCUUGGACAUUGCUUUUUACAGUCAAAAUUUGUUCCAGAAGGAUAUCUUCUCUGCUAUUGGGUGGAUUCCAAGUGCAAGCACCAUGAGUGCACUUGAAGAGGUAUACAAAAUUGCGAGGGCACAAACGCUUAUUGCCCUCUGCAGUACUGUCCCUGGGUACUGGUUCACUGUAGCUUUGAUCGAUGUCAUUGGGCGGUUCGCAAUCCAAUUGAUGGGCUUCUUCUUCAUGACAGUCUUCAUGUUUGCUCUGGCCAUUCCCUAUCACCACUGGACGUUGUCAGAGAACCGAAUUGGGUUCGUGAUCAUGUAUUCCCUGACCUUCUUCUUCGCAAAUUUUGGGCCUAAUGCUACCACAUUCGUCGUACCAGCAGAGAUUUUCCCAGCCAGACUCAGAUCAACAUGCCAUGGUAUCUCAGCAGCAUCUGGGAAGGCAGGGGCAAUUGUUGGAGCAUUUGGGUUCCUGUACGCAGCACAAAGCCAGGACCCGAAGGAGACAGAUGCAGGGUACCCACCAGGCAUUGGAGUCAAGAAUUCACUAAUCGUGCUGGGUGUGAUUAACUUCCUUGGCAUGGUUUUUACCUUUUUAGUACCUGAAUCAAAAGGUAGAUCACUAGAGGAAAUGUCAGGUGAGAAUGAUGAAGAUGAAACUGGGACCAGUGGAGAAGGUGGGACUAGUGCAGAUUAUAGCAGGGCAGUCCCAGUGUAAUUAGUAGAUGGGAUUUAGCAGUUUUUUCCUUUUCUGAGAUAUUAAGGAUGGAGAUUGGAAUGUCCCUUUGUCUGUGUGGAACCACAAAGGGAGCUCUCAUGUUUCUCUCCUAUUCAGUUGCUUUGCCAUCUUAGUCCAGUCCGAGGAGGGUUGAGUUUCUCUGUUUUUUUGCGAAGACUAGAGACUACUAUGAUGCAAUCAUUAGUGAAAACUUUCAUUUUGAUCUC
Messenger RNA from Macadamia integrifolia, 2193 nucleotides. RefSeq names its product inorganic phosphate transporter 1-4-like. Gene Ontology annotation, cellular component: membrane. The record is from RefSeq and is a predicted model, not a curated record. Gene Ontology annotation, biological process: transmembrane transport; phosphate ion transport. The transcript has 2 exons. Gene Ontology annotation, molecular function: phosphate transmembrane transporter activity. Bases 344 to 1966 code for a protein of 540 amino acids. Lineage: Eukaryota; Viridiplantae; Streptophyta; Magnoliopsida; Proteales; Proteaceae.